Hemicordylus capensis (graceful crag lizard) is the source of this 1910-nucleotide messenger RNA. RefSeq names its product lipoyltransferase 1 (gene LIPT1). The record is from RefSeq and is a predicted model, not a curated record. Gene Ontology annotation, molecular function: lipoyltransferase activity. Bases 627 to 1745 code for a protein of 372 amino acids. Gene Ontology annotation, cellular component: mitochondrion; cytoplasm. Lineage: Eukaryota; Metazoa; Chordata; Lepidosauria; Squamata; Cordylidae. Gene Ontology annotation, biological process: protein lipoylation. The transcript is spliced from 2 exons.
CUUACACUUUUUUUAAAGGACCAUUCCAAAUAACGAAAAAGUAUUGCCCUUCCAAUUGAUCACUAAUCUGAAAACUACGCCAAAAUCCUGGAUUCCUCAGUUGUUUUCUAUGGGCAGCUCUCAUUUCUACCCUGAGGAGAAAGAAACGUAGAGGUUUAGAGAUUCCUAGCUCUAUAAGCAGAUGCAGACCGCAUGAAAAAGGUACGGCGCUACCUUUUAUGCUGGCCCUAUGGGCGUGUUCUAAAACGGAACUCAAAGCCGAGUUUUGUUGUGCGGACACGGAGAGAUUUUUGGAAAGUCUUUGAGUCACAGCCGUAGGAAAGCAUGGGUUAGUCGAAGGAGCUGUUUGUGGUCUGCAUGGAGUUGUAGUGCGUCCUCCUACUUGGGUUGUCAACAGUACACACAAGUGGAAUUAGAAGUUUCUGAAUCAUCAUUAGAUCUUAUAAAGUUCAGUCUACUCAUCAAGUAUGUAGUGCAUUUAAUAAAAUCAUCUGAACUGUUUUCAGAGCUUUUGAACAGGAAAAGCACAUCAACAUGAUGAUUUAAACAGAUGUUUGUACUCAAUGAGAGGACUAUGCAAAUCCUUCACCAGCCUUUAAUGUUUGAUAAAUUUAUUCCUCCAAAACAUGAUAUUCCAAUUAUCACUGAAGAAAUGUUUGCAGUUGUACUAUAUUUACAAGGUUCCAAAUGUUGGCUUCAAAUGGGCAACAAAAGGGGGGUUGAUCCUGCAGUCUCUUUCCCAGGAUGUUUACCAGAAUUUGGCUUUAGAAGACUGGAUCCAUGAUAACAUGGAUUUAGAGAACAGGCAAGUGCUUUUCCUAUGGAGAAAUUCUUCUACUGUAGUGAUUGGUAGGCAUCAGAAUCCCUGGCAGGAAUGCAACCUUCCUGUUAUGAGACAGGAGGGUAUAAAACUCGCUCGAAGAAGAAGUGGAGGAGGAACCGUUUAUCAUGAUCUGGGCAACAUCAAUCUGACCUUCUUUACAACUAGGAAAAAGUAUGAAAGAAUGGAAAACUUACAACUGGUUGUUAGAGCAUUAAAAGCCUUGCGACCCCAAUUAGAUGUGCAGGCCACUGAAAGGUAUGAUCUCUUACUGAAUGGGAUUUUUAAAAUCUCAGGAACUGCUGCAAAACUAGGAAGAACUGUUGCUUACCACCACUGCACUUUGCUAUGCAAUGCUGAUAAAUUUAUUUUAUCAUCUGUACUGAAGAGUCCUUACAGUGGGAUAAAAAGCAAUGCUACUCCCAGUGUACCGGCCUUCGUGAAAAAUCUCUUUGAAGAAGAUGCUACUUUAACUUGUGAGAAGCUCAUGGAUGCCAUUGCUGAAGAGUAUGCUGCACAUCAUCAAAUUGGUAACCAGAUCAUCUUCAUAGAUCCAGCUGAUGAAACAGAAUUCUCUGGAAUUAAUAGUAAAGUCAAAAAACUGCAAGCCUGGGAUUGGGUAUAUGGCAAAACUCCAAAGUUCAGUAUUAGCACAUGCUUCAAUAUAACAGAUAAACAAUCUUGCUUUGAAAUGAAGAUAAAUAUGGAUGUAAAGAACGGCAAAAUUGAAAGUUGCCAUUUUGAAGUGCCUCAGUACUGGUUGCCAUCAAUCAUGUGUGAUGAACUAACAAGCAAUCUUAUUGGGAUCAAGUUCUGUCCAAGUGAAACCACUGCAGUAGUAACUACCUUGCUGAGAACAUGUACAGAUUACAAGUUAUACAGCAAGUGGAAUCUCCUAUGCGAUAUGUUGAUAACAUUAAUGUGACUUCAGUAACAGACUGUUUCCUGAUCAUCACUGAUGCCAGCACAAGCUAGCUCUCUUGCAGCAUUUUAAUCCUUGGCUGACCAUGAGAAUGUUGAGACUGGUGUAUUGAAUACUUAAAUAAAAUCUGAAUUUAAGUCAAUAUGCUACUACAAGAAACAUUUAAAA